UUUCUCUCUGUCUCUCUCUCACUCCCACUCCCACUCCCGAUUCGUAGGCCCUCCACGGCCCAUGGCUGCGCCCCUCCACGACCUCUCUCUCUCUCUCUCUCUCACUCCCACUUCCGAUCUGAUGGAUUCACACUUAUUGGAUGAUCCCUUUUUCACCACACUCUUGCAAAGUGGUGGAGAAGGUAUUAAUAAUCCCCCCAUGGCUAGUGUCUUGCAUGAUAAUGUUGAGGCCGACGUUGAAGUGACACAACCCGAAGGGGAUGUAAGGGUACGAACUAAACUAUUCCAACGGGGUGUGUCCUUCACCGUGGAGGAAGACAACCUCAUUGUAUUAGGGUGGCUCAACAUUAGCAUAGAUACUAUUAGGGAGACUGAUCAAAAGUCCACCCAAUUGUGGAUAAGAAUCCAUGAGUACUUCAAUACUUAUAAAAAACCUAAUUGGCCUGAACGUUCUGUGGGGUUGUUGACUACUCGAUGGUCAACCAUCCAAAAAGCCACAAACAAAUUUUGUGGUUGCUUGGCCCAAGUCGAAUCAAUACAUCCAAGCGGUACUAAUGAACAAGACAAGAUUGAGAAGGCAAAGUUAAUGUACCGAUCGACACAAAAGGGCAACUAUAAUUUGGACCAUUGUUGGAACCUAUUGAGGCACCAACCAAAGUGGCAAGUGCAUAUGGAUAAUUUGCCAACAAAGAGAAAGAAAGGCUGCUCUACCGUUACAGCUACUAAUGCCACGGAUGUAGAGGUUUGUGAGAGCAUGUCUAUCAAUUUGGAGAGGCCACUAGGCAAGAAAGCUGAAAAAGAAAGGGAAACAAAAAGGAACCGUAAAGAAUCUUCACCUGUUGACUUUGAUGAAAGGUUUGAUGCAAGGUUAAGCCACAUGGAAAGUGAUAGGAAGAUAACGAUGAUUGAGCGACGGGAGGCGGUAAGUCGGGCUGAUAGGGACAGGACUGAGAUUAUAGAACUUAAGAAGAAGAUGGAGAUGGAAAUUAUGAGUAUGAAUGUUGAUAACAUGAAUGCGGUGCAGCGAGAAUACUUCAAGUCACUUCAAAUGGAAAUCAUAGAGAAACGUAGGAAUGAAUUGAAUCAAAUGUAGUUGCUAGAGGAGGGAGAAGUGAAUCAAAGAGUUGUUGCUUGUGCACACCUGGUACUACUCAUUUUGGAUUUUGCUACUGAGUUUUAUUGAAUACUCGUAACAGUUACGUGGAUAGAUUUUGUAACUCAUCAUGUGGAUUUUUUUGGAACUUCAUGACAGAUGUAUAUUUUUUGGGUUUAGCAUAGCAAAUGUAUGUAACAACUCAUGUGGAAGGAGUUGCUUUUUUUUGUAACUGCUGUUACUCUGGGGGUUUCUUUUUGUGUUGCUGUACAUGGUAUGUUGUUAAAUCGAGUACAUAGAUCAGCUGUGAUUUUCGCAUCAAAGGAAGUACUUGAAUUUAUU
Molecule: messenger RNA, 1435 nt
Organism: Juglans regia (Persian walnut)
Lineage: Eukaryota; Viridiplantae; Streptophyta; Magnoliopsida; Fagales; Juglandaceae
Product: glutathione S-transferase T2-like
Exons: 4
Coding region: 62-1093 (343 amino acids)
Source: RefSeq, a predicted model, not a curated record